CUUCACAAUUCACAGCGCAGUAAAAAGACAGUACAGACAGGUUUGAGAUACUGUAGAAACUCUGCAAAGAACUGCAAAGCCAGGAGUUUAACCUUUUCCUAGAAAAUCGUCUGCAACGUAACGUUUUUGCCCGAGCGUAUUUUAUCUAGUGUGUUAACGUUACAGGACGUGUUUGUUAAGUAACUCGGGUUCUGUCAUUGUAGCUAGUUAAUGUGCCGCGAUUAUCGGUGUAGACAGCUUGCUUGCUAGCUAGCUACUAUUGCUGGUCUGAAGGAAGCCUGCUGGGCUAAUGCCGCGUUGAGCCAUCUGAAGAAGCGGCCUGGACCAUAACGUUAGCUAGCUAGCUACUGUAGCUAUCUUUAUCCCUGUGUGUGCCAGUAUUAAGGCUGCGUUUUUUAAAGCCUGCGUUUACACAGGCAGACCUUUUCUGAUUUUUUUCCCCCAGAGCAUUUACACGCAUCAGAAGAAAAAAUCUGUAUUGCGCUGCUUGUAUAAACGCAGUUCUACCUGACCACAUCGCUUCGGACCUUGAAUUGUCUGCGCCUUUCUUCCUUCAUAGCAAUGUAAGUAAUAUUGGCUGGCUAAACAGCGGAAAAUCAUAUGACAGUAGUUGUGCAAGUUUUAAAUCCAACUCGUUAGCUAGCGAGCCAGCUAAACGUUUCAUUCAUGGAGUACAGAAGUGUUUCUCUUUGGAGUUUGGACCUACGAUUGAUGACACGGCUUUGAAUAUACGGUUACCACAAGAGUUGUAAUAAAGAAGAACACCCAAUGCAAACGUGUUGAAAGCAAGCUUCCGUUAUGGAUUUCAGCAAAUCAUUGUCCUUGUGGGUUGUAUGCAUAUGCCUGCUGAGGGAAAAUUGGAUGGUCCAAACCAGCUCAGACCCCCAUCAUAUUGAUAAUGGUCUGUCGGAGCUGUGUCGCAUCGACGAGCCACAUUGCCAUGAUGAGAACACCAUCCUCAGCUUUGAGUCGAUCCGCAGUAUCCACAAGCAGAUGGACGACGAUGCCAAUGGCAAUGUGGACGUGUCCGAGACGGACGGGUUCCUGAGGGAGGACCUGAACUACCACGAUCCCAAGGCUAAGCACAACAGUUUCCACGGGGACGACCAGUUCAUCAGUGUGGAAGACCUGUGGAAUACAUGGAAGAGUUCUGAAGUGUACAACUGGACCGUGGACGAAGUGGUGAAGUGGCUCAUUGGCUACGUGGAGCUGCCCCAGUAUCAGGAGGCCUUCAGCAAGAUGCAGUUCAAUGGGAGUGUCAUGCCCCGGCUGGCCGUGAAGAACACCACUCUGACCAUGUCCAUCCUGAAGAUACUGGAUCGCAGCCACGUCCAGAAGUUACAGCUCAAGGCCCUGGACACCGUGCUGUUCGGCGCCCCUCCCAUGACCAAACACAACCACCUGAAGGACUUCAUGUUGGUGGUCUCCAUAGUGAUCGGCAUAGGUGGCUGCUGGUUCGCCUACAUCCAGAAUCGCUACUCCAAGGAGCACAUGAAGAAGAUGAUCACCGACCUGGAUGGCCUGCAGAGGGCUGAACAGAGCCUGAUUGAUCUUCAGAAGAAGCUGCAGAUAGCCCAGGAGGAGCACCGCACAGUGGAGGUGGAGAAGGUGAACCUGGAGCAGAAGCUCCGGGAUGAGAUCAACUGUGCCAAGCAGGAGGCCCAGCGGCUCAAGGGGCUCCGCGAGGGAACAGAGAACGAGCUGAGUAGGCAGAAAUACGCAGAGGAGGAGCUAGACCAGGUACGCAUGGCCCUGAAGAAGGCAGAGAAGGAGCUGGAGUCUCGCUGCAGCUGGUCCCCGCCGGAAUCCCUCCAGAAGUGGCUGCAGCUCACCCACGAAGUGGAGGUGCAGUAUUACAACAUCAAGAAGCAGAACGCUGAGAGGCAGCUACUGGUGGCCAAAGAAGGGGCCGAGAAGAUAAAGAAGAAAAGGAACACCAUCUUCGGGACGUUCCACGUGGCCCACAGUUCCUGUCUGGAUAACGUUGAUCACCAAAUUCUGACCGCCAAGCAAGCCCUGGGUGAGGUGACGGCUGCCCUGAGAGAGAGGUUGCACCGCUGGCAGCAGAUUGAGAUCCUCACUGGGUUCACCAUUGUCAACAACCCUGGUCUGUCCUCCCUCGCCUCCACCCUGAACAUUGACCCCAGCCUCAUGGGCGGCCGGGCGACGCCCCAGCAUUUCCUAAUGUCGGACGACAUGGACGACAUGGACGAGGACAUCAUAGCGCCCGGGACUCUACAAUACCCACCAUGGCUGAAGGAUCAGCGAGGGAGUGAUCCGUGGUCCGUGGACAGCCAGUCCCUGUGGAAGAACUCUGCUCCAAGCAUGAUGUCGCUGCGUCAGCGUCACCUGGACUCCCAGUUGGCCCUGGGCUCCCAGAGGGAACUGAACCGCUCCGACUCCGACUCCUCGCUGUCCCUCUCCCAGAUUGGUGAUCGACUGUCGGCCUACAGCUCCAAGGGCCACCCGGUUAAACCCACCUCCCUCCUGCACGGCCCCCCCAUCCGUUCUACCUACGAUGAGCCCCUCACGCAUGCCCACACCCCUAACGGGGGGAACCGCGUCCACGACGGGGGGGUCCAGGCCGAGCCGAUGCCAGACAGCCCCAUUCUGAUGAAGAAGGUGUACGGCGUCGACAAGUCGUCCAGCCACGGGGAGACAGACGUUGGGCUGUCCAUGUCUGAGUCUUCACGCUCCCUCAGUCCCAACUCCACUGAUGCUGACACCCCGUCCCCCACCGGGGGACAGCCGGGGGCUGCAGGGGCCAAGGUUAACAGUCGCAUCCCCCAGCUGUCCUCCAAGAAGAGCCCCCUCGAGGAAGACAGCGGCUCCACGGGAGAAGACACGGACUCCAUCGCCAGCCGCAAGAAACAUACCUUUAAGAUCUUCAAAAAACAGAAGAAAUGAUAACAAGGGCUUUUAAAGACUGUUCAAAGAGCUGUCAAAGCUGCUUCUCUUUAUUAUUAUCGUUAUCGUUUUGGAAAAGUUCGGGGUUAUUCACUGGUCACAGACGAAAGUGCAAAUCUUUGCCUUUUACAUGGUUUUGUAGGUACUUUUUCUGAGGAAUUGUGGAAGCAACCAGCUAUUUGAUUAUAUAGUUUUUCGCCUUUUUUUUUUGUUGAAUGAUAUGUUGGGAAUGGGUGGGAUUGUAUAUUGGAAUGUAAAGCCCUAUUUAUUCUGCAGGAGAAGGUGCCAGUGUCUCAAAGGGAAAUGGGAGUCUAGCGUGGAUUUAUUUGUUUUACAGUUUUGCAUGGAUUCAACUUUGUUUGACUGAUCUUCUCUGAAUGCUCCUAGAUGUUUGCUUGGAUCUUGACUCUAUUCUGCUUAGACAACACGUAAACUUGGCUGUUGUUUUCUGUUAAUCCCCGACCUCUUUGUGUUUAUUUUGACAAAAGAUUGUGUCAGAUGGACAUAUAGCGUUUAAAGGUAGUGGCUUAUGGUAGCCAGUGUUGGUCAAUGGUGAGGGGGGGGCUGAAAAGGGCUGAACAACAACUCAAAACCUCCCGAGUCAAUUGUGCUAAUACGCGGUCUUACAUGUCAGUGUUAGCUGUAAAACCAGGGGUUAAAUUGGGCUGGGUCCAAUUCCAUGCUCUGUUUCUGAGACAACAGGCUUAAAUAACCCACAGCGGGGUCCGACAAGCCCAUAGUAGCAUACAGUUUAGCUUAGCUAUUACAUUUUUCAGCAUGUCGCAUGCUAUUUUGGGAAAAAACAUUCCUCUCAAGGCAUAUUCAAAUGGUGAAUCCUACAAACAGCAAAUCAUGCAUGCUAAGUCACUUCACAGGACACAUCUUAAAAAUGCAUUCCGGGAAUCUUAAGCAGACCAGUUGGGGAUGAUAAGUUAUCAUUUGGGUUUGUAGCAUAUGAGUUACACAAACACACAAAUAUCAAUAUUUGAUGUAUUACUUUAUGAUGUAGUAUACAAAAAAGGGGACCCUUUUUGGCUCAUAAGCACCACUUUCACGACUAUUUGGAGAAAUGACAAAAUCUCUAGUGCAUCGUUAAGAGAGAGCCUUUGGCUUAAUCAUAGUAAGUCCAUCAACAGAAAUGUCAUAUACUGCCUGUCUGUCGAUUACAGAAGAGUGUUAAUAAACACUAUGAUAUGUGCUCUUGUAAGUUUAGUAUGCUUAUUGCUAUAUAGCAUUGCUGACUGAUUAAUAUGGACCAAUCAAUAUUGGGCUAUUUUCUGUAGGUGGAUAGGAUACUUUAUAUCCCAAUUUAACCCCUGAGUGUAAUGGCAGGACCAGUCACACACACAGCAGGCAAACAUUGUCCUGGGGUAUUGCACCGUUGCCAGCAGAGGUUCUAACUUGAUUGAAAACCGAGAACACGCGCAGCCUUGACAAAAUAUGCCGUCUAUGUAUUCGAACAAAACGUAAUAGUUCCUGACUGAAGUCCUUUAAUAUAAUGACAAUUUAUCAAGAUAUUGCUGUUAUAUUGACUACUUAAAGAAUAUGGAAUUUGUGUCACUGUAAAUGUUUAUUGGAGUGAACUUCAAAAUAUGCUAAACUUCAUAUCAGUCUACUUUGUAACUGUUUUAGGAGGGAUCACAGGAAUCCUUAUGAGGGCUGGGAGUAGAUUUCUGGAGAAGCUUAUCUUUUAAGUGCCAAACCAAAGACUCAGGUCAGAGGCCUUUAUUCUUUUCAACAGCUCUAUGUUCUGUAUGUUGAACAUUUAAAGGCAGCUUUAGAAUGAGUAGCACUGCCUUCAGUUUAUAUCUGGGGACCCCAAACAAAAAUGGAUGAUCAAUUUAACAUUCUGUCACCAACAAAGUUUCAAGCACGGAGUCAUAGGGUGCAUUCAUAUACCUCUAGCCUUCCAGUUGUGUGUAGAGCAUUUCGGAUUGGUGUUUGCUUCUUCUUUUAUUGUAAAUGGGUCUCUUUACCUUAGCUCACAUAGUAUAUUGUCAAGCACACAGUAACAGGAAUGUUAUCUACAGGUCAGUGUAAUUAACUCACUUACUGUUAAUUAUUUUGGAGAGAGCACACAUGGCAUACAAAGCGAUGGCACUGCAUUCCUAAACGAUUAGCCUGCUCUCUGUAUGAAUAUACACACAGCAGCGCUGCAAAUGACACCAUCAGCCCCCAAUGCAGGCCCCACACAGUGUGAUUGAUGGUAUGGGUGAAAAUGAAAUGUUUUCUUUUAGCAGUUGAAAACAUUAACUUCCUACUGGUACUUUUGAAAAGUGUGAUUUGUACCUCUUUUGCACGAUGAAACUGUAAUGUACGCACGCACGCGCGUGUGUGCGUGUAGGUCUCUGCGUGCCAGUAUACUGCACUAUGUUGUUCUUGAUGCAUGUCCACAGCUGUAACAUCAAUAACGGGCUUGAGGAGAUCCACUUGAGCAUUAUGACCCCGCCCCAUCCACCCCUCCAACUCCUGGCUUCCCCUUUUGAGCUUCUAUUUAUGAAUACAUAUAUUUGUACAAAGUAAAAAAUGAAACCUAAUUUUGCAUUUUCUGUGAUGUUCUCUCUAAACCUACGGCACUCCUGCAUGAUAGCAAUAAACUAUUUUGAAUGAAAA
Esox lucius (northern pike) is the source of this 5520-nucleotide messenger RNA. RefSeq names its product stromal interaction molecule 1a (gene stim1a). Gene Ontology annotation, cellular component: endoplasmic reticulum; plasma membrane. Gene Ontology annotation, biological process: activation of store-operated calcium channel activity; store-operated calcium entry; intracellular calcium ion homeostasis. The record is from RefSeq and is a predicted model, not a curated record. The transcript has 14 exons. The coding region runs from base 799 to 2907 and encodes 702 amino acids. Gene Ontology annotation, molecular function: protein binding; calcium ion binding; calcium channel regulator activity. NCBI's taxonomy places the organism in Eukaryota, Metazoa, Chordata, Actinopteri, Esociformes, Esocidae.